UUGCUUCACUUCGACGGAUUUUAAUUGUUAAUAUUUCAUCGUGUUAUGGUUCCAGAUUCAAGUUAAAAUCAAUCAGUCGACUCCUACAUUAUGGCGGUUACAAUAAAGUCAGCCAUUUCAAGCGUGAAAUGGGACAAGUUCGGUGAACACAUGCUACGCAUCUACACUGGAAUCUACGAACAUCUACAGUAUACAGAUUGCGAGCUGAUUCUCUCCGAUGGCCACCUGCGAGCCAGCCGAAUGGUGCUUGGAAUGGCUUCAUCAUUUUUUGAAAACAUCUUCCAAGCCACAGCUAAUCAACCGGUUUCUGGAACGGAUCCUUUAAAGGUGAUUAUUCCCGAUGUUACCGUCGGAAGCAUGCAGUGUGUUUUGCAGUUCAUCUACACGGGAGAGGUUAAACUUCGCGCAGAGGAUAUGUCCUUGUUUCUUGAUGCUUGCUACCUACUGCAAAUACGUGGAGUUAAUAGUAAUGAUGGCCGAGUACAGGGGGCGAGCAUCGUUGAUCAAAGUCCUGCAACGUUUGAACUGUCGGAUAAUGUUACACAAAAAUCUACAUCCAGCUCGACCUCGUACCUCAUGUCCGUGGUGCAUUCGGAUGCUGCAGACAGAAGCGUGCUGGAGGUGGAACAAAAUCAAGCAUUCGGUUCGUCAAUUGAGCAGAUUGUCUUUCAAGGAACCGUGGUUAGGGAAGUGCAUGAAGAUUCCUUUCAAAACAUCAAGGAUCAUGCUGUUGAGGACCAAUCUUGUGCUGAAUAUUAUGAUUUAACCGAAGACGAUGGACCACAGCAGGAUGGCGCUGACGAUGCAACAGAUGAGCAACCUUUCGAUGAAACGGUAAACCUAUCCUGCAUUGAAAAGUUUAUGACGGACGAACUGGAGGACAUGGAAACCGCUAAAGCAGACUCGGGCACGGUGGACAAGGAGUCAUGCAAAGACAAGGAAUCCACUGCGUUAAGUUACGCUGAACGUUUGGAAAAGGCGGUCGAUGCUGUCGUUAACUCUGGCGCUAGUUUUCGGCAAGCAGCGGUGACCUACAAUAUCCCAAAAACAGUCCUGUGGCGCAAAACGGUGAAAAUCGCUCGGCCAGCCAAACCACACCAGUACGAGUUUCCCAGUCCACGGCGUGAAGCGAUGGAAGCCAUAAAGGCCGGAGAAAAGCUACUGAAUGUGAGCCGGCGAUUUGACAUUCCCAUCUCGACACUGCACCGUGACAAGAUCCGUUUGUACAGCGAGGGAGAGUUACCGGACACGGUUGCGUUGAAGCAGCGCGAUAAGGGCGACACGUUUAAGCAGCGGGUCAUCGAGGCCGCACAGAAGUGCCUGUCGGGCAGUAUGUCGUUGUCCGAGGCGGCCAGAAAAUACUCCCUUCCGAAGACCACCAUUUGGAGGAAGAUUGGGUUGUUAAAGGAGGAACCUCUACCUGCCAAUGAAGGAUCGCAGAAACGUGGUCGUGCAAAAGCCGGCGGUAAAUCGGGCACAAGCAAAAGAAAUUCGAGCGAAAGUUACAACGCAGGUAAAACGAACGUUGAUGCGGGUGAUGAAACAACAAAAUCUAAGGUACAACACAACACUUAUGUAUUUAUGUGAUCAUCACUAAUUUCGAC
Molecule: messenger RNA, 1604 nt
Organism: Anopheles coustani
Lineage: Eukaryota; Metazoa; Arthropoda; Insecta; Diptera; Culicidae
Product: modifier of mdg4
Exons: 1
Coding region: 91-1587 (498 amino acids)
Biological process (GO): regulation of transcription by RNA polymerase II
Cellular component (GO): nucleus
Molecular function (GO): protein binding; DNA binding
Source: RefSeq, a predicted model, not a curated record